AUAUAUCGCGGGUACUUUUGAAAAUCAAGCCGAGCUGAGCUGUUGACUUUUGUGUGUCUGGGCCGAAGUCUGAAGAAAACACAAACUUUUUCAGACCAUUUCUACGUUGCAAGUGUUCUAUAAAUAAAGUAGAAGCAGGAUGGCUCCAAAGCGGCAAUACACCAUGAAGGAGGUCUUUGAAGAGUGUCAACAAGGUCUUCAUACACACAGCAAGUUGAUGACAGCACUGCUAAAAAAUUAUCAGCAGGCCGAGGAUAAAGCAGCAUUCAAUGAUGAAUUUGCUGGAUACCUGAAGUAUUCGAUGGUCAUCUUCAAGCGGGAACCCGCCGUUGAACGAACCCUGGACUUUGCUGCAAAGUUUGCUGCGUCGUUUGGCGUUGAAGAAGGAAAGGAGAAUCAAUCAGAGGACGAAGCAACUUUCCUCACGUUCCUCUUUGAUUUUCUCUUGAAGUCCCACAAUGGGCGUGACCGUGCAGUGCGGUUCCGUGCUUGCCAGAUGAUCAACAAACUCCUGUCCAACCUAGGGGAGGAGGCUCAGAUCGAUGACGACCUCUAUGAUCGUAUCUAUCGCUGUAUGCUGGCCAGGGUCCAAGACAAGUUUCCUGCCGUGCGAGUCCAGGCGGUCAUGGCACUUGCUCGUCUCCAGGAUCCUUCUGAUCCCGACUGCCCAGUGAUUAAAGCAUACCUUUAUCUGAUGGAGAAGGAUGUGAACUUUGAGGUGAGGAGAACAGUCCUGUCCUGUAUCGCUCCUGCAUCCCAGACCCUUCCAGCCAUUCUGGAGCGAACCAGGGACAUCAAAGAUACUGUCCGUAAGAUGGCUUAUCAGGUUCUAUCAGAGAAGGUUCAUGUGAGAUCCCUCACCAUAUCACAGAGGAUCAAAGUCUUACAGUCUGGACUCACUGAUCACUCAGGUAUGAAAGUGUUUUGAGUUAUAAUAUGUUCAAUUCAAUUCAAUUCAAUUCGGUUUAUUAGAUAUAAAACAGAAUACAAUGCUGUAGUCCGAAGACUAAUUGUGCAAUGUUUACAUUGAUUAUUAUUUACAUUUGAAGAUUGUAUAUACACUUAAAAAAAUGAUUCACAUAUAAAUGAGAAACAGUUGGUUGAUUAAUUGAGUCAUGCAUAAGUGAGAUUUCAGUAGAUAUUACUAGCAAGAAUUCUGAUAAUUGUGUAUUGGGGAAAAACCUGUUUUAAACUUACAAUUAUACAACAAAAAGGUCAGAAAUAUAAUUCAGAUUUGAUAUUCAUUAUGAAGAGAUUUAGAAUCAAGUUAUUGCAACAGGAUUAAUCAUAGUUAUAGAACAUUUAAAUAAUAAUAAUAAUAACAUUUGAGAUAUGAAAUCCAUUAAGAAUGGAACCAAGAUUACUUUGAGAUAUGCGAUUGAGGCUGAUAAAAUAAUUCAUAAUAAUUCUUUAAAAAAAAUCAAAAUUAACAAUUAAAUGUUGUGAUUAAAGAUAAAUUCCAGUUGUGGGGACGAUCUCAAAAUGACUUUUUACAGAAUUUAAUAUAAUGAUCACCAAAGUGUCUGUUUGUAUGAAUAAAAAAUAUGUGCCAAAGGAUUCUGGAAAAAAUUGUGUAAUCGCUGAGAAAUAAGCAAAAUAAGCGCGGAUUCUGUCACUUCCGUCGGGUCUUUAUUCCUGCAAUAAUAAUACACUGUCCCACGUGUGCCUAUCUGUGUUGGCGAUUUUCAGUGUGAUCGUUUUUUAGCUUAGAUAUUAUGAUUUCACAAAGUUCAGUUUAUGUAACUGUACCAGGGGCCUGUUUCACUAAGCGCUAAGACGCGUCUUAAGCAUCCAUAAGUCCGGUUAUAGGACUUAGUGUAAGAUGCAUCUUAGCGGGAGUUUCACAAAGACCACUAAGACGCGUACCGUACUUUGUACCCAUUUAACUAAGUUGCAUACAGAGCGUAGCCUACGUCUCGUCGAGACGAGACGUAGGAACUGUUCUUAGUGUAAUGUCAUGUGAUAAAUUUCGCGCCAAAUUUGAAAGUUUUUUCGAAUUCUCGAUGAUGGCCGACCUCCAAAUAUUGAUGGCCGAUCGGGUGGCCAGAGGGCUUUGUCGAGAGCGUGUUUUUCGCGACAGGCAAAACCCUCUAGAUAGAUUUAAUGAGGAUGAGAUGUACGAGAGGUAUAGAUUUUCCAGAAGAGGUGUUAUGCAACUGUUAGAUAUCUUGGCUCCGCGAUUGGAUCGGGAGACAUCCAGAAGCCAUGCCAUUGAUGGACGGAUGCAAGUGUUUACGGCGCUGCGUUUCUACGCCAGUGGCACCGUGCACCACAACCAUGGUGACCAUCACGGCAUCAGCAAGGCCAGCGCAAGCAGGAUUGUCCGCCGCGUUAACCGUGUUCUGGGACGGAUGAAAGAUGAAGUCAUCAAAUUCCCAACAACCCCUGCUGAAGUUGCAGCCAGUCAAGCCGACUUCUACGCUGUAAGCGGUAUGCCCCGAGUUGUGAGUGCCGUGGAUUGCACUCACGUUUUGUUGAGGGGUGCAAGGUAGGUCUAUUUCAUUUGAUAUAUUAUAACAUGUAUUUAAAGCAUUAUAGAGCCUGUGGUAUGUCACACGCUAGGAUAGGCCAUCGGGGAGAGAGUACACCCUUAUAAAAAGGUACCAUGAAAUUACCAUGGUAACUAUGGUUCUUUUUUCCAAAUUACCAUCCACCAUAAGAACCAUGAAAACAUGGUAUCAAACCAUGGUAAUUCCAUGCCCUAAAAAUGAUCAUGAAAUUACCAUGGUUUGAUACCAUGAUUAGGCUUACCAUGGUUUUUAUGGUGGAUGGUAACUUGGACAAAGACCCAUGUUACCAUGGUACUUUUUAUAAGUGUUUGUGGGGUAAAAUAUUGUAACCAUGCGCGUGUGAACAAACAAAAUUGAAUAACCUGCAAAAAGUUGCGCUGUGUAACAUGUUAAACCCAGGUGUGGGUCCAGGGGGGGGGGCAGGGGGUCUUGCCCCCCCCCCCCCUCCUCGCCAAAGAGAGAGAGGGAGAGAGAGAGAAGGAAAGGGAAAGAGGAGAGAAAGGGAAAGAAAGAAGAGGAAGCAGAAAAGAAAAGGGGGAAAUAAGAAGAUCGGGGGGUGGGGGGGGGGGCGAAAGUUCCUUUCCUCCCAGGCUGUUGACUCCCCCCCCCCCCAG
Molecule: messenger RNA, 3124 nt
Organism: Lytechinus pictus (painted urchin)
Lineage: Eukaryota; Metazoa; Echinodermata; Echinoidea; Temnopleuroida; Toxopneustidae
Product: condensin complex subunit 3-like
Exons: 6
Coding region: 140-928 (262 amino acids)
Biological process (GO): mitotic chromosome condensation
Cellular component (GO): condensin complex; cytoplasm; condensed chromosome
Source: RefSeq, a predicted model, not a curated record